Molecule: messenger RNA, 1844 nt
Organism: Ilex paraguariensis (yerba mate)
Lineage: Eukaryota; Viridiplantae; Streptophyta; Magnoliopsida; Aquifoliales; Aquifoliaceae
Source: the annotation of a GenBank genome assembly
AUGGAAAAUCCGAACCAGAGACUCCAUUGGGAUAUGCACCUAGAUGUUGUAGCAGCCAGCAAAUACGCCAAUCUUCAAAAUGUUGGGGUUGUCCUGUCAGAAGUACUUGGUGAGCGAAGAUGGAAAGAAGUAACUACUAUUUUCAGUUUUCCUCCCUCAGCGACAAAUGCUUCCUUUAUUCUACGCAAAUAUUAUAUCUCAUUGCUUCACCACUAUGAGCAAAUUUACUUUUUCAAGGCCAAGGGUUGGACUCCUUUACAUACUGGUGGUUGCCUUGCAGAAUGUGUCUACCGUAUUAGCUCCACCUCAUGGGUUGGCUGGACCCGUGCUGCUAUCACCAGAAAUUCAAGCAUCUGUGGCACAGCCAAAGAGGAUACAUACAGCAGGUUUAUUGCCCAGAGCUCUUCUUGUUACUGUGCAACUGAUAAAUUGGAAAAUAUAUGUUGUGCUACACACCUAGAGCACUCAUCGUUAGAUACUUUCAAUGCCUCACUGUAUUUGCUGUGUUUAAGUGCAGCUUUUUCUCAUGAAUGUUCCAAUAUAUUUCUUUGGAUUGUAUAUCCUCCUUAUGUUCCUGGUGUGCAAGUUAUGGCAAAGAUAAAUCAUAAGAGUAAUUUGACCCUAGCUCUGAUGGUUGCAGCAACUCCAGAACCGUCAUCAGGUUCUGCUGUGAUGGGGGUCAUUGACGGAAAGUUUGAAAGUGGAUAUCUUAUUACCGUCACAAUUGGCUCAGAAAAGCUAAAAGGUGUCCUUUAUCAGACUCCACAAAACCCAGAUCACCAAGUGCCACAGCAUCGUCGUGUGCCACAAAAUCAAAAUGUAUGUGCCAAUAACAGUGACAAUUCAACCCCGGUAUCAGGUGUGCUUCGCCGCAAACGUAGGAAGAAAUCCGAGAUUAAAAGGAGGGAUCCUGCUCAUCCAAAACCAAACAGAAGCGGGUAUAAUUUCUUCUUUGCGGAGCAGCAUGCCAGGCUGAAACCGCUUUACCCCGGGAAGGACAGAGAGAUCAGCAGGAUGAUAGGUGAUUUGUGGAACAAAAUAAAAGAGCCCGAAAAAGCGGUUUAUCAGGAGAAAGCUGGGAGAGAUAAAGAAAGAUACAGACUACAGAUGGAAGAUUACCGUAAGAGAUUGAGGAUGGGUCUAAUUAUCAGCGAUGCAGUGCCAAUACAGCAGCGUCCUAUGGAGCCAGAUGUCAAUAUGAUGGAACUGGAUGAGAAAACUGAAACUGAAGGAGCAGACUCUCCACACACUCCAGGAAAUGAGGUGAAUUCUGGUAAGAGUGACAAUAGCAACUUGGAAGGCGGUAGAACAAACAAUAGAACAGCAGAUGAAGACUCGGAUAUGGGGAUAUCUCUUGGAGCUGAAGCCAGGGCUGAAAGUUUGAGUACAAAAAUUUUAGCCGAUGAGGAGGCUUAUGAGUUGCGGGAUAGAAUAGACAAUGUUGGAGAUGAGGGCAAAAAAUGCCUGGGAAAUAUUGCGUCUGAGAUAGCGAAGCAAUCAUCAUCUAGUGAAGAGAAAGAGUCUGGUCCUAUUGAAGAGAAAGAAUCAGUAUCUAGUGAAGAGACAACUAAUACGAAGCAAAGAGAAUGAAUCACUGCCUGGUGAAGAUUUUCAUGGUGCAGAAGAUUAGGCUUUGUAGAUCAUCAUUGCUUGCUCAAGCAUAGUUUCUUUUAGUGACACACAUUAGUAGUUUAUUUCAUUCUGUUUGUACAAUCAACAUGCUGGCCUAGAAAAGUUGUUUGUUGUUCUGUUGGAGCAGAGGUCAAUUUUCAGCUGACUUUGAACAAGUUUGUAGUGAAUUUGUUUUCAUGCUUUAUUAUCUAAAUGAAAUCCUAAUCCCUGUU